Molecule: messenger RNA, 988 nt
Organism: Cajanus cajan (pigeon pea)
Lineage: Eukaryota; Viridiplantae; Streptophyta; Magnoliopsida; Fabales; Fabaceae
Source: RefSeq, a predicted model, not a curated record
AUGAAAAAUCAUUAGUUUUUCAUAGUGAAAGAUUUCAUGCUAAGCAUGUUAGCUGAUGUUUAGUUGAACUUGUUAAAUUAAUUGUUGAACCAAUGAUUGAACUGGAUAAUAUAAUAAAGAUGAAUCUGACUAGAGACACAGCUGGUUAAUGAUUCAAUCGGUUCACCCAGGUGGUUUAGUCAUGUUUUUAAAUCAUUGAUGUUGGUGUCAAAAUGUGCUGACUCCUUUACAAUUAAAACAGUGGUCCCAGGGCAGUUUCUGUUAUUAAUUCUUCUUCAGAAAGACUAGGAGGAGCAAGAGUUGUAGCAACUGCUGUGGUUCCAGAUAAUGUGGCAAAAAUUCAGGACAUUCUAAGAAAAUGGAGUGAUAUUGAACAAAUGGAUCUUAUAAUUACUCUUGGGGGGACUGGCUUUACCUCAAGAGAUUUAACGCCAGAAGCUACAAAACCAUUGAUUGAAAAAGAAACACCUGGUCUUCUACAUGUAAUGAUGCAAGAGAGUUUAAAGGUGACCCCAUUUGCAAUGCUUUCACGUUCUGCUGCUGGAAUCAGAGGAUCAACCUUGAUCAUUAACAUGCCUGGAAACCCAAAUGCUGUUGCUGAGUGUUUGGAAGCUUUAUUGCCAGCACUUAAGCAUGGGCUGAAGCAGCUCAGGGGAGACAAGAGAGAAAAACAUCCUCGUCACGUUCCUCAUGCUGAAGCAGUUCCUGCAGAUGUGUGGGAAAAGAGUUAUAAGUUAGCCACUGGCGCUGGCUCCGACGUUUCUUGUUCCUGUUGCAAGUGAAGUUAACUAUAUUUUCUCAUUUCCUUCAGCCUCGUGCCCCCAUGUUUCUCUAGGGAAUAGUUACAGUUAUCAUCCAAUGCUCGAAAAUUUUAUCUUCAUGUUUGAUCAUAAAACUAAAAUUUUGAAUGGUGAGAAUCCUAAUUAACUGCAAGAUGAUUAAAAAAGACACACAAAAUAUGAGGAGAAUAGAAUUAUGUAUUGUUAUC